Molecule: messenger RNA, 4089 nt
Organism: Drosophila suzukii
Lineage: Eukaryota; Metazoa; Arthropoda; Insecta; Diptera; Drosophilidae
Biological process (GO): regulation of transcription by RNA polymerase II
Cellular component (GO): nucleus
Molecular function (GO): DNA-binding transcription factor activity, RNA polymerase II-specific; RNA polymerase II transcription regulatory region sequence-specific DNA binding
Source: RefSeq, a predicted model, not a curated record
GCAAACAAAAUGCAACCGUGCGCCAACACCAACACCAAAAAAUUUUUAUUGGCAGGAAUAAAGUAAAAAUAAAGCAGGAUAUUCGAGUGCGCCGACCGCAGCGCAGCGAACCAAGAGCCCCAACUGAAUCGCGAGCGUGCACCGGACAGGACGAGGAUCCGCAGGCGGCGCGAUGAGUGUCCUGGCGUAUCCACGAACCAACGACGAGGAGAUUUUCCGUCACUGCACCAAGGACUGUGGCGUGGUGACGGCCACGGAGGACUUUCAGUACUUCGCCCUGCGAUGCAUCUUCUGCAGCGAGAAGUUCCUCUACUUCGACUCCUUCAUCGGGCACAUGCAGACGGUCCAUCUGGGCGACAAGUCCGUGGCGAAUCCCGCCUCCGCCUCCCGUCACUCCUUCAAUCUCGGCGACCCCAUGUCCCUGUCCAGUCGCAACGGGGAUCUGCCCAACUUUCACGAGAUCGAAGACUUAACGGACGCGGACACGGCUCUGCUGGAGCCGCAGAUGGUCAUCAAACAGGAGCUGCAAGAGCUGCCCUGCAGCGACGAUGAUGUGGUCGCCGAUGAGGAUGACGACGAUGAGCACCGUCUGCGCGAUUCCGAUGCCGGCGAGGACGACGAUGAGGCCAUACUGCCAGAGAACGAUGUACCGGUGGUCAGUUCCAAGCCGCGACCGCGCAAAAAGGUCACCAAGCAGCGCCAGAGGGACAUCUCCAGCGAGGCACUUAUCGCCGGCGACGGAGACUCCUCCUUGGACGACUACGGCGAUCCGGACAACAGCUACAUGGACGACAAUUCCGCGGAGUAUAUGGACUACGGCGGCUUCGAUGGCGUUACCCAAAGUGGCUUCGGACCCGAGUCGGACUUCCUCAGCUACGACGAGAUGGUGGAGGAGUCUCUGCUGGGGCGCGACCGGGAGGUUACGAUGCACAUCAAGGACCGCAAGAUGAUCCAGUUCCUCAUACACUCGUAUCAGCGCAACCCCUUUCUGUGGGACCACGGCAAUGCACAGUUUCGGGAUCGCGUAAAGCGCGCCCGCUUCCUCGACUGGAUUGUGCUGGAGUUCAAGAGCCGCUUUAACAUCUCGCUGGCCAAGGAUGCCAUCACCCGAAAAUGGGACAACCUGCGCACGGUGUACAAGCGGGAGUGCAAUCGCAUGGCUCUGGAGAAGACCAACAUCAGUACGCUGUGGUACUUCAAGGAGCUGCACUUCCUCAACGAGGUGUACAGCUACAACGACAAGAUGUCCGAUGCCGUUGUAAAGGAAACCUCCUAUCGUCGCCGCUUCUCGGCCAUAUGGAAUGACACCUCCACGGCAAAGCUGCUGAGCAUGGUGAAGCGGUACCAGUGCUUCUACAACCGCUUCGAUCCCGACUACCGCAGCAAGGAGCGGCGCGGCGAGGGACUCCACCAAAUGGCCAUCGAGCUGCAGCAGCUGAUCGACGUGACUACCAUUCAGAUCUCGAAACGCAUCUCCCAGCUGCGCUUCGAUUACUCCAAGCAGAAGAUGGAGCGCCUCAAUAGCGAGCGCCUGGGCAAAAAAUUCAUCGCGAACUAUAUCUACUACGAUCAGAUGCACUUCAUGGACGACGAUAUACCGCCGUUCAAGUGCCCACACUGUCCGGAUAUUGUGCAAACACUCAGGGAACUGGACCUCCACAUGCUCACCCACCAGCCCAGUUUGGGCGGCGGCUACUACUGCAACAUUUGCAGCAUUCAGUUCCACAACGCCGAGGAGUUCGAUAGCCACAAGCAGUUGCAUUUGGGCGGUGUUGCCGAGGUUAAGUUCAACUGCGAACUGUGCACGGCCAGUUUCCGGGAGAAGGCCAACUACGAUGAGCACCUGCGGCGGCAUAACGAGGAGCUCUUCCUGCCCUCACUGGCGCUCAAUCACAGCAUCAUGGAUGGCGGUGCCGGGGAUGAUGAGAUCGCAGCUGAAGGCGAGGAAUCUAGGGGCAGCGGCAGCCGUCGGAAAAGGACAGGCGGGGCAAAGGCAUCCAAGUCAUCCGAAGACAUGGUCGACGAUGAGGAUCCAAUGGGCGGAGGAGCAGAUGGUAGUAGCGUUGCCAAGCCCUAUGGAUGCGAGGUGUGCCGCCGCAGCUUUGCCACGCCGGGCCAUCUGAAUGCCCAUCGCAUUGUCCAUCAGGAUGAGCGGGAGCGGUGCUACAAAUGCGACUAUCCCCAGUGCAAUAAAUCGUUUGUGGCGCGCAACAGCCUGUUCGAGCACCUGAAGCAGCACUACAGCAACGAGGAGUUCAAGUGCGACAUCUGCGGCAAGACGUUCAAGUCGACCAAGAAUCUGCAGAACCACAAGCAGAUCCACGACAAGGUCAAGCGCUAUGUGUGCCAGAUCUGCGGAUCGGCGUUCGCCCAGGCGGCCGGUCUCUAUCUGCACAAGCGUCGCCACAAUCGACCCAAUGGAGCCGUCGGCGCUGUCGGGCGAUCGGGUCGUAGCAGUCUGUGAGAUAGGGAUUGGGAGAGGGACAAGGACAAGGACUGGCCCAGGGCCAAGAGCCGCGGUCGGGGGCGCGGACGUGGCCGUGGGCGUGGUCGCUAUGUCAAAUAGUUUUACGCGUAACUGAAACUGCAACUGUAACGUCUUUAAAUUGCCAGCAACCCAGGCAGCUUAGUUAGCUUUCUUAAUCCUACUUUAAGACUCACUCGAUGUUCAGCCCUAUUUGCAAUUCGAUUCGGUUGAAGCUUAGUCUUAAUUAAACAGUUUUUAACUCCACAAAACCAAAAGACUUCGCUUUCAACAAGUUUGAAGCCAUUUCCUCGUCCGCAUGUCAAAUUGAAAGUAUGUUUUAAACCUGGACAACAUAUGGUUAUCUAGGGUUUAAACCCCACUUUUAUUUUAGCAUAGUUCCUUGCAAUAUCAUAUUUAUACCUCUAAUCUGAUUCCGAAUCGAAAACGCGUAACAGGGUCUGUUGUAUUAUUUUGUUUAACAUUUUAGUUCCAUGGUAACCUAUAUUUAAUUGUAUUUUAUAUGCAGCCCACUUACCUGUAGUCGUACUUAAGAGCAACAAGUAUUUAACAACGCCCAUGAAUGCAACUUUAGUUCUAAGCAAAAUGGCAAACAUUUCCUUCCACUUCCCAAUGAUUCUUGGAUAAGUUCAAAUAGAAAGAGAAAGAGAUGGGAAGAGCCGGACAGAAAGAGAGAGGAGUAGAGCGGUACUUAUAGGAAUAACAAAUACUUAACAUUUCAGUGCCAAUUUCGAGUUCUGCUCCCCAAGAAAAGAUUGUAAUUAACCAUGUAAGAAUUGUAAACAUUCCUUCCCGUAUCCCAAAUGUAAGCGAGUCGAAGCAUUCCAGAACUAAGUAAUUCAUAAAGUAUUCUAUGUACUAACUAUAUAUAUUUAUAUGCAAACCUAAAAGUGCAGACAACCAUUUGCCAUUAAACUGACAAACCGAACAGAAAACAGAAAUCCAAGCCACUUGAGCCGAUAAUUAACAGCAAUAACACUAAGUUACUAAACAAAGUCUAAUGAAACAAUUAUGUUUAAGCCACUAAAAGCGAAAUAUACACUCAAAUAUUAUGUACUGCACAGUGCGAGCCGCAGCCAUACGGCCACGAAACACACUGUCCGCGAACGACUGAAUCUGUAAUACACCACGAGGCGAGUUUGGUGCUUGAAAAUCGCGCCGCUUCGUCCUGUAAUCGCAACCGCAACCGUAUUCGUAACCCUAUCUUGUAAAUAUAUAACUCGAGCAGGCCGAUUAACUAUUAACAGCAUACACAUAUGUAGCUAUAGCCAUGGCAAUAUAGCAUAUAGCAUACGGAGGAGACGGAGCUUCAUUUACGCCUAAGUUCAUUUAGCACAAUUUCGCGGGCCAUCCGGUUGGUUCUGCAGCUUACUCAUGCGAAAUUAAACAAAAUCAAAGACCGCUUAUCAAGGUCCGACUUGGUUUCCUUUUCAAGUUAGUCGAGCAUUCAAACAAAUUGUGAAAUAGUUAACAGAAACGAGGGGAGUCAACAAAAACAAACAAAUUAUGAGCCAGAAGGAGAUUAAUAAUCACAAGAAUCGUAACAAAAGUGCGCUUCCAGGAGAAUCAGGCGGAAAAACGAAAAAAACACAACCUACAAAAAA